AAAGGCAAUCUCCACAAACAGUAGGGCCCGACUCUUGCAGCACUACAUUGAUGGUGCUGUAUAUCUCCCCCUCGAAGGAAGCUUUGACGUUGGGCUGUAUUACACAAAAAUUUAUUUGGGAUCUCCUCCCAAAGAAUUUUUAGUCCAGAUUGACACCGGAAGCGACGGUCUAUGGGUGAACUGUAUCUCUUGCAAGGAUUGCGAGCACCAAUCCAUGCUAGAGGUUCAUCCCUCGUUCUUUGACCCAUCCACUUCUCCGACGUCGGGAUUCAUUCCGUGCUCUGACGACCAAAUAUGCACAGGAGUUGGUAUUGGAUGUUCUGCCCAAAACCACUGCACUUACACUCAUCAGUACAAGGACGGUUCUUGGGCCCUAGUGGAUUAUCUAACUGAUUUGAUCCACUUAGGAAAAAAUGUUGGAACCUCCACUAUCAACACUUCUACUCCAAUUACUUUUGGAUGUGCAACUCAUCGGCAGAGCGCGGAAAGCCAUACUGCAAUACUUGAUGGAGUAUUGGGAUUGGGCAACAACCAAAUGUCCGCCGUUAACCAGUUGGCAGCAAAAGGAGUAAUACCCUUCGUAUUCGCUCACUGCUUCAAGAGAACUGGCGGCGGUUCAUUUGUUCUUGGACAGGUUGUGCAGCCCAAUAUUAUGUACACUCCAAUGGUGCCCGGUGCGAAUUACCGUGUGGAGCUCCAGAGUAUAUAUAUUACUGAGCAACCAGUACCCAUUGAUCCCCAAUUAUUUGGUGCAAACAAUGGAGGAACUCUAAUAGACUCUGGAACCACUAUGGGUUACAUUGUGAUGGAGGCAUAUGAUCCCUUUGUUAAUGCUAUCAACCAAAUUGUGUCAAAUAAUGUGUAUAUCUAUAAUGGCGAGGGUAGGCAAUGCUAUGCCUCCUCAUCUAGUGUUUUUACCAUUUUUCCAUCCAUCCGUUUAAAUUUUGCUGGGGGUGCAUCAAUGAUUCUCCAGCCUAUAGACUACCUUGUACAUCAAGAUUCGGUGGAUGGAACGAGUCACUGGUGCUUGGGAUUUUUUAAAUCUGAAAAAAUGUCCGUCUUAGGAGAUCUUCUUCUCAAAGAUAAGAUCGUUGUUUACGAUUUAACUAACCAACGGAUUGGAUGGACCGAUUACGACUGUUCUCAACCCAUCGAUGUAUCAAUAAGGAAGCCCAGCAGCACUAAGAGGCACCACCCUUCACGACAUUUCCACUGGACCAUAAUACUGUUAUUCUCUGUACUAUCAAUUUUAUUCUUAUUGCUUUUACUACUAGCAGUACUAGCUUGCUUAAAUUAUGUACAACAACACAUGUUGGAGUAAAUAUCACCGUAUCAAUUUUUCCUCUGUUAGCAUGAUUACUAAAUAA
Messenger RNA from Cuscuta epithymum, 1367 nucleotides. Lineage: Eukaryota; Viridiplantae; Streptophyta; Magnoliopsida; Solanales; Convolvulaceae. The record is from the annotation of a GenBank genome assembly.